Molecule: messenger RNA, 821 nt
Organism: Aureococcus anophagefferens
Lineage: Eukaryota; Pelagophyceae; Pelagomonadales; Pelagomonadaceae
Exons: 2
Source: RefSeq, a predicted model, not a curated record
UCGCGGCGCUGGAGGCGAAGCUCGCGGCGGCCGAGGCCGCGCUCCGCGAGAAUCAGCCCGCGGACGUCGCGGCGUUGGAACAGAAGCUCGCGGCGGCCGAGGCGGCCCGCGACGCCGCGCAGAAGGAGGCCGACGGCGCCGUCGACGACCUGGCGGACCUCGAGGACCGCCUCUUCGCCGCGGAGGCGAAGCUCAAGAAGCCUCCCGGCGAUUCGGACGACGACGUCGCGCCCGCCCCCACGGCCGCGGACCUGAGCCCCGCGUCCCUGAGCGCCGACGAGGGCAUCAUGGCGGCGAUCAUGGCCGAGCGCGACAUGCUCAAGACGCGGCUCAAGGAGCAGGAGGACGCCGUGAAGCACGCGGACGCGGUGGUCGCGGACGCGGCGGCCGUCGAGGCGCGCCACGCCCGGGAGAUCGAGGGCCGCGAGGAGAGCCUGCGCCAGCUCGCCGCCGACGCCGACGGCGCCGCCGAGGAGGCGGCGCGGGCGACGGCGGCGCUCGCGGACGCCCGGGAACCGCUGGAGCGCGUCACCGCGGAGCGCGACGCCGCGGCGGUCGACGACGUCCGCACGGUCUACGCGGACUUCCAGGAGCUCCAGGCCCAGGCCCAGGCCAUGUACGGCGAGCUCGAGGCCGCGCGGGCCCAGCUCGCGGCGUCGGCCAGCGCGCCGGCGACGCCGGGGCCCUUCGACGGCGGCGCGGCGCCCGCGCCGGGCCCCUUCGACGCGCCGCCCGCCGGUUCGGCGGCCGCGCCCGGCCCCUUCGACGCGCCGCCGGCCGAGUUCGCCGACGUGCCCCUGACGCCCGCGGGCGGCGACGCC